This is a messenger RNA of Tachyglossus aculeatus (Australian echidna), 767 nucleotides long. RefSeq names its product major urinary protein-like. The record is from RefSeq and is a predicted model, not a curated record. The transcript is spliced from 7 exons. Gene Ontology annotation, molecular function: small molecule binding. Lineage: Eukaryota; Metazoa; Chordata; Mammalia; Monotremata; Tachyglossidae. The coding region runs from base 50 to 586 and encodes 178 amino acids.
UCGACAGACCUCAGCCUGCUUGGAGAAACCAACUCCGACUCUUGAAAAGAUGAUGACUCUGUUGUUGGGCACCAUCCUGGCUCUGGUCUGGGCCUCCCAGGCCCACCAUCACGAUACGGAUAUCACAGCAGAAAAGAUUUCAGGGAGGUGGAUCACCUUGUACAUGGCAGCCAAUGAUACAAGCCUGGUACAGACAAACGGGCCCCUGAGGUGCUAUAUGUCCUCUAUUGACCCUGCCUGGAAUGAAAACAUCAGGUUCAAUUUCUACGUCAAGAACAGUGAAGAAUGUCUACCUGUCAGCAUAGUUGCCAAGAAAAGUCCUGAAUCGGGCCAUUACAUAGUGGACUAUGAAGGCCACAAUACCUUGGAUAUCAAGAAAUUGUCUAACGACUACUUAAUGUUGCACACACAAAAUGAGAAUGAUGGAGUGGUCAGCCAUGCCACAGCACUUCUGGGAAGAAGAUCACGCCUGAGUGACAAAUCCAUUUUAAGUGAAUACUCUGCCUUUAACACACCCUGGGACAUUGUAAAGGAAAACAUCAUUGAAGUCCAGUCGGAGGACACUUGCACCUCAAAAAGUACUUAGAACAAGGCCUCUUUGCCCUUCCAGAAGAGCAGAGAGGAAUCGGCUCCAAACACCAGAGACCACUUGGGAUCAUCUCUCCAGCGAAGAAUUCUCUUUUUCUCUCUCCCCCUCCCACUUCCCUGGCCCUCAAGCCCGUGCAAGUAAUCACUGUACCUAGUUCAAUAAACUGCUGCAGCAUUGA